GGCGGCUGUUGGUGCGGAAGGCGGGGACGGCGGCGACGGUGGCAGCAGCGGAUCCAGGCUGCCGGGUAGCCGGAGACGGUCAUGAGCUCCCCCCGCGCCGCGGCUGUGCCGGCGGGCGUCCCCGUGGGGCCGCGCCCUUGUUAGAGUACAGAUUACAGCGUCAUGGCAGGGAGGAAUCAGAAUCGGACUGUUUCCCUCCCAGGGAUUCAGGCCAGUGGUCAGGUACACACUUUUGGAAAUUGUACAGACAGUGACAUGCUGGAAGAAGAUGCUGAAGUGUAUGAACUUCGAUCCAGGGGAAAGGAGAAGGUUCGAAGAAGCACAUCGAGAGAUAGACUUGAUGACAUUAUUAUAUUAACAAAAGAUAUACAGGAAGGAGACACGCUAAAUGCAGUAGCCCUUCAGUACUGUUGCACGGUAGCAGACAUCAAAAGAGUUAACAAUCUCAUCAGUGAUCAAGACUUUUUUGCUCUUAGGUCUAUAAAAAUUCCAGUUAAAAGGUUUAGUUCUUUGACUGAAACUCUUCAUCCUCCGAAGGGAAGACAAGGCUUGCAUCCUCCCCCUGCUCCGUGUGUUGAAGAACAGGAAAUGGUGCCAGCCGAUUCUUUUUCUUCCAGUGAGUCAGCUGGAAGCUUCCUGAAAGAAGUGGAUCGAGACAUAGAGCAGAUAGUAAAGUGUACAGACACCAAGAAGGAGAACCUGAAUGAGGUGGUGUCUGCCUUAGCAGCACCACAGAUCCGAUUUGAACAUGCUAACAAAAGCCUUCACCGAAAGGAUCCAUAUUUUGGAGCAGACUGGGGAAUUGGUUGGUGGACGGCUGUGGUGAUAAUGUUGAUAGUGGGUAUAGUAACGCCGGUGUUUUAUUUGCUGUAUUAUGAAAUUUUGGCUAAGGUGGAUGUUAGUCACCACUCAACGGUGGGUUCUUCAUCCUUGCAUCCAGGACUCACAGCUCCAUCACAGCCCAGAGAAAUGGAGAAUGCCAUCACUGCCACGAAAGGGAUACACACCGGUCAGCAGGAUGACCACAGACUGUACAGGCGAGACCCUCAGUCACCUGACGCCCAACACAAGACCUGACGCUGAGCUUCCAUCAGCACUAAUGACAACGUGUGCGCGCGGAAUAUGGUCAUUCACCUACGGCUGUUCACUGCUUCCAGGCCGGAAUCCAGGAUCAAAGACACUUUGUUUUUACCUUCCUAAAAGUCCCUGAGCUCUUUUACAAAUGGAUGGUCUAUAACCUGCAUUUGCUACUUUAUAUUGAAACUGGUCAGUCCAUACAUCAAUUUUUAAAGCAGAAAUUAAUUUAAAUGUAUGUCUAGGAAUUCUGACUUAGAAGAUGCUAUCAUUUUUAGUAUUCAAGGUUAGGUAUGUUUAAAUUUUAUCUUUAAAAGAUUAAUUUUUAAUUAAGGUUUAAGGUUGUUGAUGUCCAGUGUCUCAAAUGCUUACCACUGAAACUUUGCUUACCUUACCUGCUACCAAAAUGCUAGUUGUAAAAGUUUUGAUUCUAAAAUUAUUUAUGAUACCAAGUACUUAAUACUCAAAUUUGAAACUUUAAAAUCAUAUUUAGUGUAAUGUAGAAACAGAUAUAAAAACAUAAUCUAUAAUUUGUGUAACAAAGGCUAAGAAAUAGAUUAAAAAUUUUAAGACCCCAAAAUAAUGUCUUAGGGUUGGAAACUUACCAGUUAAUCACAAGGACACUGAAAUAGGUCAAGACAUAUUCCUUAAAAAAAAUUUUUUUAAAGGAAUGUUUUAUAACCAGCCCAUUAGCCUCACCUCCACCUAUUUUUAAAAAUACUUGUAUGUGCUAUUUGAAAGCACUUUUUAUAGUUCUUUAAUGACGUGAUGUACCAAAAAGCAUACUCAGCAAAUUCCCCCUUACAUACUAUGACUGAUUAUUGCUGUUAAAAAUUGUAACAUGCCUUAAUUAUACUCAAGCCUUACAGUGUCACUUUAUAUAAGUUCAUGUACACUUUCCAGUUAAAGUUGAAACAUUGUGUCAGAUUUCAUUCCACAGCGUAUCAUUCCAUAGCCUAUGUAAAUUUGUCUGUCUUCACUUUAAAGCAUAAGUUAAUGGAGUAAAAACAAAUUUGUACUAUCUGCCUCUGAAGUUUUGCAGAAAAAAAUGAUUUAGUAAGCAAAAAUGAGUAAGCAGGACUUUUACAGUUGCAGUAAGACAGAUUGAUUUAUUUGGUGACCGCUUGAUCUCUGCUUUUCAAAAACAAAAUGUCAGAUUUCAAUUAUCCCCACCUAAUCUGCACCAUUAAAUUGAGAAACACAGGCCAAAGUUGUGUGGAUUGGUCAAAAGGGCUUAAGAGUGGCAUUUUCUGAAUCUGUUGUGGGACGACUAAUUUGGCUAAGAAGUAUUCGCAUACUGAAUUCAAUGUAAGUAUGUGUUUUAAAAAUAUACGUGCACGUAAUGGAUUGCACGUUUUCUGGAUACUAAACUCCAUACUUUAAAAUAUGUUACAUCACCUCAUUUUCUGGACAUUGUUUCCUAAAUCAGUGUUUCAGCUUUUUAAAUGUUGUGUAUAUAAAAUUCAAAUCGUGAUACAAGGAAUUAUUAAUACAUAUUUGUUAUAUUUGGGGUUUUAUAUGCUUCAAGAAGAAAAAGCAUUACAAAAAAGACAGACACAAAAGUCAGUCAUUUUAAAGCCCUUACAUGUAUCAGAAAAGUUUUAGAAAAUUUCCUUUAAAAUACUUAAUAGGACAGUUCUAGUACAUUGAUUCCUUUAGUAAAUCUUAGUUAAAAUAAUUUUAGUUGUUUUUAAGAUGCCAUGUGCAUUUUGAAAUUUUAACUAUGCUCAGUGUUAACACAUCCAGUUUACAUUGUAUUUAUUCAGCCUGCUGAAAAAUUGAGUUUUAGGGUAAGAAAAUACAGAUUUCAGGGCAGAAUAGGCUACAUAACCUUUGAAGACUUUUGUUUACAUCAAGCAGAUUAAAUUACAGAAUUGUGAUUCUUUUUUUUUUGCUGGUUUUACUUUGGAAUUGUAAUUGAAGGAUCGGAUAACUUAUUUUUAAAGGAGGAGGUAUAUUUAUUUGCUGGUUAAAAUAAUUUCUGUCUUGAGGCACAUCGUUUUUGAAGGAAAUACAACAUACAUCCCUAGGAAACAACCAAGCAAUUAGCUUUGCCUAUAUAUUUUAGAAUUAUUAGUUGAAUAUAAUUCUAUAUAGAAUUAUGCUUUCAUCUUCAAAAGAAAAAUGUAAGCAUUUAGUAGAAUUUUGGCAACUGCAAACUACAUUGUAAACAAUUGUCAUUGUUUGCUACUGUGGAUCAUGUUCAAGCCCUUACUUGAAUUUGCUUUGAGGCUUUAAUUUUUUUAUGUGUGCAUGUGUGUGCGCUGUUAUAAACCCAACAGAAUUGAGUUAUAGUCAUUGAGUUUAUUAGUUCACUUAAAAAUUUGGAAUUCCAAGUAAAGAAACAUCUGAUAUCGUUACAGGAAAAAUUCAUGGCUCUGUAAAGACUAGGUACAUGGUUGAGUUUGUUUUGAACCAAUGGAUAGAUAUUUGAAUAUUUUCACUGUGCCCCCUACAAAGCUGGCCAUGUUAUGAACUAAGAAGUCUCUGAUCUCAGAUUUUCUUUUUGGUGGAGUUUGAUUGUUAAAGCUUUUUUAUGGGCUCUGCUUUUUGGUUUAUUAAGUGAAACACUCUUUAGUAAUUGAUUAUUUCUCUUUAGUAAAAAGACCUAGCAUUACCUCAGUGAAAAUGCGAAGGCUAUGGCUGCAAGUAGAAGUGGAGACCCAGUCUCAAGCGUAUCACAGAGCUGUUAUGUAAACACUGCAUUAUCAUGGGAUUCUUUCUGAUUUUGAAUUACAACAUUGUUGCUCAGGAAAUCAGUAUUUUUUCUAAGUAUGUGCAUAUUGCACUGUUAGACCAUAGAAAAUUAUAAAUGCUUUAUUUAAUUCAUUUUAUGUAUGAAAAGCUAAAAUUUUUUUGUAUAAUGUAUUUUAUAUAAUUGCAAAUAUAUUAAACCAUUGUUAGCAUGUACAUCUGUAAAACUGGUUUUUAAACUUUUUUGCCUUGUUUUUCAUAUUUAAGGAUAUGCAAAUUAUAAUAAACUUUCUAUUUUAUUAAUCAA
Molecule: messenger RNA, 4075 nt
Organism: Psammomys obesus (fat sand rat)
Lineage: Eukaryota; Metazoa; Chordata; Mammalia; Rodentia; Muridae
Gene: Lysmd3
Product: LysM domain containing 3
Exons: 3
Coding region: 163-1077 (304 amino acids)
Biological process (GO): Golgi organization
Cellular component (GO): Golgi apparatus
Source: RefSeq, a predicted model, not a curated record